AUGAGAAUUCUGAAACUAUUUUGGCUUACAGCCGGAUUGUAUCUGCUGUUAUUUACUAAACGAGUUUAUGCGAUCUCUGGUUUCAAAUAUGCGAGUAAUGUUCCAGUGGCAAUAGAUAAUGAACCGUUAGGAGACGAAAAUACUGCACCUGACCCACCCAGAAAUGUUCGUUGUGUUGCAAGUAGUCACAGUGCAAUUCUGUAUUGGGAGCAUCCAUCGUCACGAAACAGAAUUAAAGUUCGAGGAUACAGUAUUGAGUGGGGAAUAGGUGCACCGAAUGCUAAAGCAGAUGUCCAGGGCACAGAAACGUCCUUUUCAAUCAUUGAACUUAGACCAAACACAACAUACACCUUUUCAAUAUUUGCUUUCAAUGACUUUGGUGAUUCGGAAACUGUGGAAAUUACUGCAACAACGACGCAAGUUGAACAUCGAGAAGAGGACCUAAUAUAUCUACAAGCACCAAAGAUAAUCAGUAUUAAAAUGCUGACAAGUACAUCUAUUGAAGUACAUUGGGACGAUCCAAAUGUGGAUUACAGUUUCGAAUUUAAUGCUGAAACAGUUCAACGGAAAAAACUCUAUCUUAUCAAAUAUGGAAUCGACAAGACUAGGAUAUACAAUGAAAUUUCUUCAAUUACUCCGGCUGCUACAAUAACCAAUUUGAAACCGGGGAAUGUUUAUGGCAUUUCGGUCAAAGUUGUUGUUGAUAAAGUCAGCUCACUGUGGUCUCCAAUUGAAACUAUUGAAAUUCCCAGCAGAGGUAACGCCGCUUGUCAUCAAAAAUUUUUGUCUUAG
Enterobius vermicularis (human pinworm) is the source of this 792-nucleotide messenger RNA. The record is from the annotation of a GenBank genome assembly. Lineage: Eukaryota; Metazoa; Nematoda; Chromadorea; Rhabditida; Oxyuridae.